Molecule: messenger RNA, 2304 nt
Organism: Calypte anna (Anna's hummingbird)
Lineage: Eukaryota; Metazoa; Chordata; Aves; Apodiformes; Trochilidae
Gene: PAMR1
Product: peptidase domain containing associated with muscle regeneration 1
Exons: 14
Coding region: 94-2304 (736 amino acids)
Biological process (GO): proteolysis
Molecular function (GO): calcium ion binding; serine-type endopeptidase activity
Source: RefSeq, a predicted model, not a curated record
CAGCCUGGAGCUGGUGAGGUCCCCAUAAAAGCUGUUUUCCUGCUCUUGCUUUUCCUUCCUGAGCAGUCACAGUGCUGCACAGACCUGGGCAGUAUGGAGCGAGCCCCCUGGACACACGUAGGACUCACUCUCCUCCAGCUUCUGCUCAUCUCCUGCUUCCCAAGAGAGUACACAGUGAUCAAUGAAAACUGCCCAGGUGCAGAGUGGAACAUCAUGUGUCGGGAGUGCUGUGAGUAUGACCAGAUUGAGUGCAUCUGCCCAGGACAGAAAGAAAGAGUGGGCUACACCAUCCCCUGCUGCAGGAAUGAGGACAAUGAGUGUGACUCCUGCUUAAUCCACCCAGGCUGCACCAUUUUUGAGAACUGCAAGUCCUGCCGCAACGGCUCCUGGGGAGGAAAACUUGACAACUUCUACAUCAAGGGUAUCUACUGUGCAGAGUGCAGAGCUGGCUGGUAUGGAGGUGACUGCAUGAGGUGUGGUCAGGUUUUUCGUGUUUCUCGUGGUCAGAUUUUGCUGGAGGGUUACCCCCUGAAUGCAAGAUGUGAAUGGACUAUCCAUGUUCCAGCUGGAUUUAACAUUGAAUUAAGAUUUUCCAUGCUGAGCCUGGAGUUUGACUACAUGUGCCAGUAUGACUAUGUGGAGGUCCGUGAUGGGGACAACUUGGACAGCCAAAUAAUUAAGAGAUUCUGUGGGAAUGAGAGGCCACCUCCCAUCCGAAGCACAGGCUCUUCACUCCAUGUCCUUUUCCAGUCUGAUGGAUCAAAGAACUUUGAUGGAUUUCAUGCUGUCUUUGAAGAAACUACAGCUUGUUCUUCAUUUCCAUGUCAUCAUGAUGGGACAUGCAUUCUAGACAAAAGUGGUACCUACAGAUGUGCCUGUCUGGCUGGCUACACAGGGAAGCACUGUGAAAACUUUUUAAUAGCAGGAGAGCACCAAAUUAAGAGGGAAGAAGACAGUCUAAUUAUUCUAGAUGAAAAAAACUGCUCAGAUCCUGGUGGCCCACUAAAUGGCUACAGAAGAGUAGUAGAAGACACUGGGCUCUUGAAUGGACACUAUGCAAAAAUUGGCACAGUCAUUGCUUUCUUUUGUAACAACUCGUAUGUUCUUAGUGGGAAUGAACAGAGGACCUGCCAAGACAAUGGAGAAUGGUCAGGGAAUCAGCCAAUCUGCAUAAAAGCCUGCAGAGAGCCAAAGAUCUCUGACCUGGUGAGACAGAAAGUGCUUCCAAUGCAGGUUCAGUCAAGGGAAACACCUUUGCAUCAACUUUACUCAUCUGCAUUCAGCAAGCAAAAGCUUGAAAUCUAUCCAACCAAGAAGCCAGCACUCCCAUUUGGAGACCUACCUGCAGGGUACCAGCAUCUGCACACUCAGCUUCAGUACGAGUGCAUCUCUCCUUUCUACCGCCGCCUGGGGAGCAGCAGGAGGACUUGUCUAAAGACAGGAAAAUGGAGUGGGAGAGCCCCUGUGUGUAUCCCAAUCUGUGGAAAAGCAGAAAACAUCACUCUUCAGAAGACCUCUAUCAGGUGGCCCUGGCAAGCAGCAAUUUACCGGAUGGUGAAUGGGAUGAAGGAGAAAAGUCUUCAGAAAGGGACCUGGAUCCUUAUCUGCAGCGGGGCCCUGGUGAACGAGCGCACGGUGGUGGCGGCAGCUCACUGUGUCACUGACCUGGGCAAGACCACUGUGCUCAACACAGCAGAGCUCAAGGUGGUUCUGGGGAAGUUCUACAGAGAUGAUGACAGGGAUGAAAAGACCAUCCAGAACCUGCAGAUUUCUGCCAUCAUCGUGCAUCCCAAUUAUGACCCUAUAUUACUUGAUUCUGACAUAGCUAUCAUAAAACUCUUGGACAAAGCCAGAAUCAGCAGUCACGUUCAACCAAUUUGCCUGUCAUCUGCUCAUGACUUGACUACAUCCACAGAAGAUUUAAAAAUAAUGGUUACUGGCUGGAAAGUCUUGGCUGAUAUUAAAGAUCCUGGGUACAAGAAUGACACAAUCCGCAUGGGAGCUGUUCAGAUGGUGGAUUCGCUGUUGUGUGAGCAGCAGUAUGAUGAUAAUGGGAUACAAGUCAGCAUCACUGACAGCAUGUUCUGUGCCAAGCAAGACCACACAGCCUUUUCUAAUAUCUGCCCUGCUGAGACUGGUGGGAUUGCAGCCAUAACUUUGCUGGGAAAAGCAUCUCCUGAGCUAAGGUGGCACCUGGUAGGAUUAGUGAGCUGGGGUUAUGAUAAAACUUGCAGCACGGGACUCUACAGUGGCUAUACCAAAGCUUUUCUCUUCAAAGACUGGAUUGAGAAGAACCUGAAAUAA